ACAAUUAUGAUCAUCACAUUCGAUAAAAAUGACAUGACAUAAAUAAAAAGGGGAAUCACAAUUUGAAAAAUUUAUUAAAAAUCGUUAUUAUUACGUCGUCAAUCAGUGAAAAUUGCAAUAAAAAUAUCCUGUCUUUUUUUUAAACUUAACGAUUGCCUCAUAUAUUUUCAUGAAUUUUAUAUAUAAAUGGAUAUUUAUACAAAUAGAAUUAUUUGUAGACGAAUGGAUAAACUUGUCGACAAUGUGAAAUGAUUUCUCUGAAGAAAAAUUCAAAAUCAGACAUGAGUAAUCUCAGUACAUUGGAGGCAGCAGCACAAGAAGAGAACCUUCACUCGCAAUUUGCUCUUCAAGUUGCUUUUCAAACAAUGAAGGAACGUUGUCAACAUUUUCAGGCAAGAUUAGCUGCUGUCGAGGAAGAAAAUAUUCGUUUAAGACUAGAAUGCGGUAAAGAAGUAGCCGCAAUUGCUGAAAAAAGUCGAAAAGAUACUAAAGAUGAAAUCUCAAUUUUAAAAGAAAAAGUCGAGGAAUUAACGAAACAAAAGUCACAAUUAAAUCAUCAUAUUUUCAUGGUGGCGGCUGAAAAUCGUCAAUUAUGGAAUAGAUUAACGAGAUUAACUAGAGCAAAUAAAACAUUAGGAAAUCAAUUAACAAAAAUUUCGGAUACACUUAAGAAACAUCCACCAGCGGAGGCAACGGAUAUUUUAACAUACAGUUUUAAGGAGACUUGUAUUGAUACACCGGGUGAUAAUAAAUGUCUACUUUCAUCGGAUGCUAUUAAAGAUCAGAGUCUCGAGGAGAUUUCUCUGAGGCUAAUUAAUAGUAUAAUGUUGGAGAAAUGUGAAUUAGAAAAACAAUACGCAGAGAUGGUGGAAUUACAAACUGAUUCGCAGGUUAAUCUGCAAAACGUAGGUUUCACGUAUCCAGAGGACGUUGAUACAGAUUCUUUGGAACAAUUAAAAGAUCAUGACAGUAGAUUAUCUCAAACGAAAGAAAUUCUCUUGAGCCAACAGGCAAGAUUGAAGAGAAUUGUAGGAAAAAUUAAAACCUUAAAGAAAGGAACAACGUGUCAAAUAUGUCGGAAGAAUGCUAGUAAAAUUCUCUGUCAAACAGGUACACAAAUUGAUUUAGAUAUUAGUAUAAAAGAAAAUCAUACAUUAAAGACAAAUAUUUCUGCUGAUAAUUUAAGUGAACAUAGUUUAAAUUUUGAGGAAAAUAACCUGAGUAAUAAAAUAUGUCCAUUAUGCGGUGAAUCUUAUGGAAACUCGAUUUCGUUCACCGAAUUUCAUGAGCACGUAUUGAGUCAUUUUAGUAACGAAGACAUGGAAGUUGUAAAUUGAUGUUAAUAUUUAAUGGUAAAAUUUAUAAUUCUAAUUUAACAAGCAAAUUUUAUCAAUACAUAUUUUUAAAUUAUGUAGCAAUGUUUCUAAUCGCAGAUCAUUUAAUUUAUCGUCCUUGUUUAUGAAACAAUAUUUUAAAUGACUUGUUCAGAACAAAAAGAAAAGGUUUUUCUGAGUUAAAUCUGCACGAGGUUUCGUUUAUUUUACCGCAGAUCCACAACUCAUGUACCUCGUAAAAAUACCCUCAAAAAGAGAUCUUAAUUCUUUAGAGAAUUUGUACAAAUAAAAAUAGAGUACAAAAUAUUUCUUUUAUUUCAUUAAAUAUUAUUUUCGAUUAAAAUAUAUGUAAAAACCAAUAACAUUUCGCAGUAUUAAAAAUUACGGCAAUAUUUAUGAUUUUCAAAAUAGUUAUUGGGAAAAUGUUUUUGUGCAAUGACGUAAAUAGUUGUAAAUAGUUUUAUUGAA
Leptopilina heterotoma is the source of this 1802-nucleotide messenger RNA. RefSeq names its product protein spindle-F (gene spn-F). NCBI's taxonomy places the organism in Eukaryota, Metazoa, Arthropoda, Insecta, Hymenoptera, Figitidae. The record is from RefSeq and is a predicted model, not a curated record. The transcript is spliced from 6 exons. Bases 249 to 1337 code for a protein of 362 amino acids.